Messenger RNA from Penicillium hordei, 2355 nucleotides. RefSeq lists its product as uncharacterized. Gene Ontology annotation, biological process: glucan catabolic process. The record is from RefSeq and is a predicted model, not a curated record. The transcript has 11 exons. The coding region runs from base 1 to 2355 and encodes 784 amino acids. Lineage: Eukaryota; Fungi; Ascomycota; Eurotiomycetes; Eurotiales; Aspergillaceae. Gene Ontology annotation, molecular function: beta-glucosidase activity.
AUGGUGGCCAAUCUAUUUUCCAAUGGACUGCUGCUCGUGCAGCUCUUUGCUGCCAUAGCUUUGGGAAAACCAACCUCCAGCCCUCUCUACAAGGAUCCCCAUGCUCCAGUGGAAAAGAGAGUGAAGGACUUGCUGAGCCGGAUGACCAUUGAGGACAAGAGGUCUCAGUUGACUCAGGGUGAUAUGGGGAAAUGGAUGAAUGAAACUACAGGAGCAUUCAACUAUACCGGCCUGGUAGAGCAAAUGGCCGAGAGGUCAGGCAUGUUCUAUGUCGGAUACCCUGUUCCUUGGGAUUGGAUCUCGGAGAACGUCAAGAGAGCCCAGGACUAUCUCCUCCACAAUACCACUCUGGGAAUUCCUGCAAUUGUUCAGUCUGAGGGUAUCCACGGAUUCUUGAUUGGUAAUGCCACUAUAUUCAACUCACCCAUUGCCUAUGGAUCCUCGUGGAACACAGAUCUUAUCGAAAAAAUGGCGGAAAUCACCGCACAAGAAGCCUCAGCACUUGGUGUUAAUCAGCUCUUCGCCCCCGUUGUUGAUCUCGCUCGUGAGCCUCGGUUUGGUCGGAGACAAAAGGUCGAAGAAACCUUCUCCGAGGAUCCUUUCCUCGCCGGCGAAAUUGGUUAUAGCUACGUCAAGGGUGUACAGGGCAAGAAUGUGUCUGCUAUGGUCAAGCACUUUGCGGGCUUCAGCGCCCCCGAGCAGGGACUCAAUACUGGCCCGGUCCACGGCGGUGAAAGAGAGUUGCGCACAACGUGGCUGCCUCCUUUCAAGCGAGCUAUCAUCGAUGCCGGUGCUUGGUCUAUCAUGGCAGCGUACCACUCAUAUGACGGAAUUCCCGCAGUCUCCGACUACCACACUCUCACCGAGAUCCUGAGAGAGGAAUGGGGAUAUGAAUACUUCGUCAUGACCGACGCCGGUGGAAGUGACAGAGUGUGCUCCUACUUCCACCUUUGCGAGAGCGAUCCCAUCGACAUGGAAGCGGUCACCACGCAGCUGCUGAAUGCUGGAACGGAUGUUGAGAUGGGAGGUGGCUCAUUCAACUUCCAGAAAAUUCCCGAGCUUGUCAAGUCCGGCAAACUCGAUAUUAAUGUUGUGGACACUGCUGUCUCUAGGUUGCUUCGGGCCAAGUUCGAAAUGGGCCUCUUUGAGAACCCGUACCCUGCCGCACCUCAGAACGAAUGGCAUAAGCUCAUUAACGGCCCCGAGGCUGUGAAGAUUGCGAGAGACUUAGAUAAGGAGUCUAUCAUUCUGCUUGAGAAUCACGAUGAUAUUCUGCCUCUGAAGAAGUCGAGUAACAUUGCCGUCAUUGGGCCUAUGGCUCAUGGUUACAUGAAUUACGGUGACUACGUUGUCUACAAGAGUCAGUACCGGGGUGUGACUCCCCUCGAUGGUAUCAAGGCCGCAGUUGAGGACAAUGCCCAAGUCAACUAUGCCCAGGGAUGCGAGCGUUGGAGCAAUAACCAAUCAGGCUUUGAUGAGGCAAUCGAGGCUGCAAAGAAGUCCGACGUGGCUGUCGUCAUUGUCGGAACCUGGUCGCGCGAUCAAAAGGAAAUCUGGUCAGGAGUGAACGCAACAACCGGCGAACACGUUGAUACAGACGAUCUAUCCCUCGUCGGCGCCCAAGGACCUCUUAUCAAAGCCAUUGCCGAAACCGGCGUACCAACAAUCGUCGUUCUAUCAAGCGGCAAGCCGAUUACAGACACCUGGAUCUCAAACUCAACCGCUGCCCUCGUGCAACAGUUCUACCCAUCCGAGGAGGGUGGUAACGCCCUCGCCGACGUCCUCUUCGGCGACUACAACCCUUCCGGCAAGUUAUCCGUCAGUUUCCCCCGCUACGUGGGCGAUCUCCCCAUUUUCUACGACUACCUCAACUCCGGACGCGCCAUGGGCGACGUAGGCCACAAGUAUGAGAACGGAACUCUCGUAUUCGGCCACUCAUAUGUUCUCGGUGACGCCUCGCCAUGGUACCCCUUCGGCUAUGGCAAGAGUUAUUCUACCUUCAAGUAUGGAACUGUUAAGCUCGACAAGAGCAAGAUCUCUGCUUCUGAGAAGACUGUUACUGUCAGUGUUGAUGUGACAAAUACCCAUGCUACUCGUGAGGGUACGGAGGUUGUGCAGGUUUAUAUCAAGGAUGAGAUUGCUUCUGUUGUUGUUCCUAAUCGUCAGCUUAAGGGGUUCAAGAAGGUGGUUAUUCCUGCUGGGAAGACUACGACUGUAAAGAUCCCGAUUAAGGUUGAGGAUAUUGGUCUUUGGAAUACCCGGAUGAAGUAUGUUGUUGAGCCUGGUCGCUUCACUGUCCUUGUGGGUAGCAGCUCUGAGGAUAUUCGUGGUAACGCUACGUUUAUUGUUCGGUGA